GUCUCCCCCAACUGGACCUGAUGGCUAUUGCUUCACAUUCUGGUAUCACAUGUUUGGAGCAACUGUGGGCUUGCUAAGAAUGUCUAUUUAUGACAUUUCAUCCAAUCACAUAUCAUUGAUGUGGCAGAGACAGGGGUCUCAGGGGAAUGUGUGGCAUAAGGCCCAAAGUCAUGUGAAACUGCAGGAAGUUCAUCAGAUAUUAAUUGAAGCUUCAGUAGGAGGACUGGCCGGGCACAUUGCUAUUGAUGAUUUAUCAGUCACUAAAGGUGCCUGUGCUCCCACAGUGGGUCUUUGUGACUUUGAAGAGGGAGACUGUGGCUGGAUUCAACAGACUGAUGAUGACCUGGACUGGAUUCGAGUGUCAGGAAAUAGUCUAAAAUCUAAAUCCUCAAAGUCUAGACCUGGCUUUGACCAUACAACCAACACAGCGAGUGGAUAUUACUUUUAUAUGGAAACCACGUCUGACCAUGUGCAAGGAAAAAGUGCCAGAAUUACCUCUCCUCUGCUGCCUGCAGGUGAUGCCAAGUGUAUCCAGUUGUGGUAUUACAUGGAGGGAAAAGGCACUGGGACCCUAAAUGUGUAUCAACAGUUCUCUGACAAAGAUCAGUCCUUGCAGGUGACCCAAUCUGGAGGACAGGGGGGAAUGUGGAGGUUUGCCCAGACUCCACUAACUCUCUCAGGAUCAAACUAUAGGAUUGUGGUGGAGGGGAUUACAGGCGAGAGCGAACAGGGAGCCAUAGCGUUUGAUGAUGUGCAGGUUUCCAAUGGCCCCUGUACUCCUUCAGGACAAUGUGACUUUGAGGAAAAUGUUUGCAGCUGGAUGAAUCUGUUAGAGGUGGAUGAUGCAGACUGGCUCAGAGCCCAAGCAGGCACUGCAAAUCACACAGGCCCCAGUGUGGACCACACCACCAACUCUACCACAGGUUAUUACCUUUAUGUGGACAGCUCUGUGGGUGUCUGGGGAGACACUGCCAUGAUCCUUAGUGAGAUAUUCACUCCUGACAGCAGGGGGCAGUGUUUCAUAUUCUGGUAUCAUAUCUAUGGCUACAAUGUUGGGACGCUCAAUCUAUACAUUAAUAACAGGAGUAUUUAUGAACGUGGGAAUAAGCUUGGCCUGAUAGUAUGGACAGAGUCAGGAGAUCAGGGAGAUGUGUGGAGGAAAAGCAACAUCUAUGUGGAAUACAGAGAGUCUUUCUGGUUUAUUUUUCAGUUCUUGAAGGGAGCUGGUACCAAAGGAAAUGUAGCUAUUGAUGAUGUUCACAUCAUCCCUGGGCCUUGUGACACAAACCCCACCUCUGCACCUCCAAACCAUACUGAUACUGUAGGCAUUGGGGUAGGAGUGGGAGUGACACUCUUGGUAAUUUUUACUGUUGGUGCUGCCCUUUUUGUGCUUAAUAAGAAGAGAAGUGCUAACAGGGAAUCAAUACUUGAAGAUGAUGAGCUUGAUAGAAACUUUGUUUGUAAUCACAUUUACAGCACUGGUAUAACGUCCACAGGGGAGUAUGGUCACUCCAGUGCCUAACAUACAACUUACUAUUCAGCAGAUGGAAAUAACAC
This is a messenger RNA of Myxocyprinus asiaticus (Chinese sucker), 1557 nucleotides long. RefSeq names its product MAM and LDL-receptor class A domain-containing protein 1. The transcript has 11 exons. Lineage: Eukaryota; Metazoa; Chordata; Actinopteri; Cypriniformes; Catostomidae. The coding region runs from base 50 to 1522 and encodes 490 amino acids. The record is from RefSeq and is a predicted model, not a curated record. Gene Ontology annotation, cellular component: membrane.